GCUGUUUAUGCGGAAGACGCUCUGUAAUAUCCAUGGGUCUGAUGAAGCUAGCCGACCUUAAUUUAUUUUUCGCGUUUAUGCAUUUAUAUAAGCAAUAACUUUGUCAAAGCGAGUCAGCACACAUGGAACCUUAUAUUUAAUCUAUUGCACUAUAAUUUUAUCUGAAUUUCCACGUUUUUUCUAAGCUUUUUGCUCCAUAAACUGAUGUAAAGUCUUGGAAGUCAGGCGAUAGUGACAGCUCCAUUGCACAAGUUCUGCUGUUUUUAAGUUAUUAUGUUAUAGAUUUUUGUAUUCAAAUUACUAAAAUGAAAGUACGUUCGUCUGUGUUCGCCUCGUGGAUUUUGGUCUGUGAAGUUUCGCCGUGGCGCUGUUUUUGCGUGGGUUUUUCCCGGCUCCGGUGAAGUCUUCGUUCUCGUCAAGAGCAGGCUGUCGGACCUGCCCCCGAGCCCGUGACAGGGCGCCUAAUGAACUCCUCUGCGCCCCCUCCUGGCCCUCUGUUCAAGCGCAUGGUGCUGAUGGUGGUGGACGCGCUCAGAGAGGAUUUCCUGUUCGGUUCAAAUGGAAGGUCGUACAUGCCCUACACUCGCCACCUGGUGGAGAGGGGGUCCACGCACAGCUAUGUGGCCAAAGCACGCGCUCCAACUGUCACCAUGCCUCGGAUCAAGGCCCUGACCAGUGGCAGUGUCCCCGGUUUCAUAGACGUUGUGGUGAACCUAAACACCCAUGCUCUCCUGGAGGAUAACCUAAUGUACCAGGCCAAAGCUGCAGGUCUGAGGAUGAUGUUCUAUGGAGACGACACUUGGAUCAAACUGUUCCCAAAACACUUCACCGAAUCUGAGGGAACUACAUCCUUCUUCGUGUCUGACUACACAGAGGUAGAUAAUAACGUGACCCGACACCUGGACCAUGUUCUUAAACGGGAUGACUGGGACAUCCUGGUGCUUCAUUACUUGGGCCUGGACCAUAUCGGGCACAUCAGUGGGCCUCACAGCUCUCUUGUACCUCCAAAGCUCCUCGAGAUGGACGACGUCUUCAAGAAGAUACACAGCUCUCUCGUCUCCAAGGAGGCAGAAGGUGCGCUCCCAUAUCUGCUGGUUCUCUGUGGGGAUCAUGGGAUGUCUGAGACUGGGAGUCACGGAGGCUCUUCUGAUCCUGAGGUCAACACAGCUCUGCUCCUGGUCAGCCCCGCCUUCAAGAGAAAAGAAGGCAUGCAGCGCCCCCUGGAGGUGGAGCAGGUGGACCUUGCACCCUCUCUCGCUCUGGGUCUUGGUCUCCCUAUACCUCAGAACUCUGUGGGACGAGUCCUGACUCAAAUUCUAGAGGGAUUAAGCCUACGAGACCAACUCAGACUACUGCACCUGAACGGACACCAACUCAGCUGUCUGCUCAGAGACAGUCUGCCAGAGUAUCAGAGAGAUCCAGGCUGGGAGAUGUUCCGUGUCGCAGAGAGGGCUCAUGGGAGCUGGGUGAGCCUGUAUUUGGAGGGAAAUACCUCAGAGGUUCUUCAGAACGUGGGGCAGAAGGUUCUGAAGCAGUACCUCCAGGCUCUGGUCUCCAUGAGUGCAGCUCUGAGCAGACAGCUAGGCCGAUACGAUAUGUACUCUAUGGUGGUGGGACUCAGCCUCGUGCUGCAGCUGGUGGUAAUGUUGGUGCUGUCGAUGCCGGAGUGCCUCAGUGGAGCCGCCCUGGUGGACGUGCCUGUGUUACCCUCUCUCCUCUCUCUCCCGUUCCUCCUUCUGUGUGUGCUGAUGGGAAGUGUGCACGUGUGGGUGUGCACAUCGGCUCAUGGUGCGUGCUUCCUGUGCUCUCUGCCCUGGAGCCUGUGCUUCUGUGUGAUUGGCCUGAUGGGGGCCUUGUGCUGUGUGACCGGAGCUCUGGUAGUCAGAAGGCUGAGCCCAGGGGACAAACACAAGCCCUCCUCCUCUGGUUCCUGGUCUUUCCCGGAGCUGGAUCUCCUGCUCCUCUGUGGGACUCUAGGCCACGCCCUCCUGCUUGGCUCCUCCUCCUUCGUCGAGGAGGAGCACCAAAUAUGGUACUUCCUGCUGAACACACUGUGCCUCGCGCUGUUCCAAGAUGUCUGCCGCUGCUACUUCAGGGAGCGCCCACACUCGCUGGACUCUGAGCCCCUCCAUGAAGACCCUCUAGACCCCCUGAACUCUGUAGACCCAGCUGAGAUCAAGGCUUGGUUCGGCCCCUCGCAGAAGUCCGGGUCCAGACGUGAUGCCGGUGCUCAGAGGUGGCUAGCUUUAGCCACGCCCGCCUUCACUCUGCUCUGCUGUCGACUGCUCCGAGCGCUAAACCAAACCGGAGUUCAGUGGGCUCAUCUGCCCGACCUGGGACACUGGUUCAACAGCUCUGAGCACAAGGGGGUGCUGUCUGUGGUGGCAGCACUCUGCCUGCUCCUGAUCUACUUCCUGGUUCAGAGGCGAUGUUCACUCGUGUCUAAAGUGGCUCUGGGUUUGGGUCUAAUCGGAGUCUACAGCUACAGAGCCGCCAUUGGCAAUGUCAAGUUUCCAUGGCAACAGACGGUGCGCCAUGCUGACAAGGGCACAGUGGAGGCACGGUUCGUGUACGUCUUUGUGUUGGGCAUCCUGUUCUCUGGGACUAAAGACCUGCUGCGGUCUCAGUUUGGUCCAGCUCCCCGGCUCCGAUCUAGGGGCCUGUGGGAGGUGUACACAGGGCUUGUCCUGAUGGUGGCGUUGUUGUUCAGAGCCCAUAACCUGCCCGUGCUGUGCGGCUCUCUGCUCAUCCAAACACUCAUGGCACAGUUCGUGUGGAGCCCGCUCGGAUAUGACGCUGCACAAACCACUAUCAUGCACUACUGGUUUGGACAAGCGGCAUUCUACUACCAGGGUAACUCGAACAACAUCGGGACAGUGGACAUCUCUGUGGGCUUUGUGGGUUUGGACCGGUAUCUGGAGGGUCCAGCCGUGAUUCUGACCGCUCUGAGCACCUACGCAGGGCCUCUCCUCUGGGGGGCGCACCUGCUCUGCUACCUCAGCUACAGCAGGUCUCCGGCAGCUCUCUCUCACUCCUCCUAUACACUGGCGAUGCUUCGCUCCCUCCCCUGCUCGCUCUUCAUUGUCCUCAUCACCGCUCUGAGGUAUCAUCUGUUCAUCUGGAGCGUCUUCUCCCCAAAACUCCUCUACGAGUCUCUGCACCUGCUCCUGACCGCCUGGACAGUGCUGGUGUACAGCGUCUCCGAGACCAGAUCAGGACUCAACCAGGACUGAACCAGGUCUGAACUAGGACUAAGCCUGGACUGAACCAGGAUUGAACCAGGUCUGAACCAGGACUAAGCCUGGACUGAACCAGGAUGGAACCAGGACUGAACCAGGACUAAACCAAGACUAAACCAAACAAUUUUGAUGGACAGAUUUUAAACAAAAACUUUACAUAAUUUUGUUCAUAUUUUGCAUCUUAAAUCCUGUGGUGGUUCUGGGGAGAUUAGGUUUUUAUUCUCUUUCACCUCCUAUUUUCUGUCACUUAUAAGGUCUUGUUCAGAUAUUAAACCUUAUUUUG
Molecule: messenger RNA, 3522 nt
Organism: Periophthalmus magnuspinnatus
Lineage: Eukaryota; Metazoa; Chordata; Actinopteri; Gobiiformes; Gobiidae
Gene: pigg
Product: phosphatidylinositol glycan anchor biosynthesis class G
Exons: 14
Coding region: 465-3233 (922 amino acids)
Biological process (GO): GPI anchor biosynthetic process
Cellular component (GO): endoplasmic reticulum membrane
Source: RefSeq, a predicted model, not a curated record